AGAAUUCAAGAUGAUAUAAAAUAUUUUAAUGAUAUUAACAUAAAACAAACAAAUAUGUUAAUAGACAAUCAACAUACUUUUAAUAUGUGUCUGAAAUUGGAAAAUAGUGGUUUUGCUAAACAUCUUAAAAAAAUUUUCAAGAAGAAAUUAAAAAUACCCAAAAUUCGAUCAAAUGAUGAUGAUGAUACUUCAUCGUCUUCAUCCAGCGAAAGUGAAGAAUCUGAAUCAGAAUUUAAUAACGAAAGUGGUGAAUCCAUAAUGGCAAUGAGUCGAGUACCAGUGUUUGAUGAAAAAGUAUUACCAAUAGGCUGUGAUCCAAAAUUAUUUAAUACAACAUUAGAGUUGAGAGCUAAAAAAUAUGAAAUAGAACAAACCAUAGAGGAUAGUAAAAGAAAAUUGGACGCGAGUAGUAUACAUCUGACUUCAACUCUCGUAGAACUUAGUUUUAUUGAAGAUGAAUUAAAACAAAUUCGAAAUGAACUAGAAGCAUGUCAGAUAAAAAAACAAAUGAAACUAAAUGAUGUUCGUACAACGAUUGUACUAUAUAAAUCUCAAAUAACUAAAGCUAAAUUAUUGAAAGAUAGUAUCUUAUUAUAUGGAAAUGUUAUACAAGAUCUAUCAAAUAGAGCAUCGGAAUUAAAAAAAGAGGAAAAAGAGAUAGUAAACAUUUUAAAAAAAGAAAAGUUAUGUGCAAAAAAGGAUCGCAUUGAAAUAGCCAAAAUGGAGAUUGAUUUGAGAAAUAUUAAAAUAGCUAUUAAAGAUGAAAUGUUUAAGAAAUUUAAAACUGUAACGAAUUGGAAUUUUAUAGACCAAAUGGAAAUGACCAUCAUCGAUUACAUGAUUAUUAAAUCUAAGUCUGAAGCAAAAGAUUCAAAGGAACGUUUUAUUCGAGAAUUAAAAAUAUUAGAAAACAAAAUUCGUGCACAACAAAAGUCAGUAACUGACUUAUUAAAAUCAAAUACUCGUCGAAAUAAAUUAUUAACAAAUGUUCUUGAAAACAUUAAUAAAAUACGACAGUAUUUGGAUGUAGACCAAGAAAGAAUUACGAAAAAUUUUCAAAAUUUGUCAAUGGAAUCAACAAUUACUACUGAAAUAACUACCAUGCACUGCAUAUAUGAUCAAUUAUUAAAGAAGAAACAAGCCCUUUGUGAACAACUAGAAAUGCAUAAAUUAAAAUGCAAAACGUUCACAACUCCUAUAAUACAAUAAUAUAGCUAAAAGGCGAUACAAAGUGCAAUUGACAAUCAUCUAUACCUGCUAUACAAGAAGAAACUUGAUUUAAAUACCUACUAUGAAAAAACGCUUUUUUGUA
This is a messenger RNA of Acyrthosiphon pisum (pea aphid), 1312 nucleotides long. RefSeq names its product cilia- and flagella-associated protein 44-like. The record is from RefSeq and is a predicted model, not a curated record. The transcript has 5 exons. NCBI's taxonomy places the organism in Eukaryota, Metazoa, Arthropoda, Insecta, Hemiptera, Aphididae. The coding region runs from base 55 to 1209 and encodes 384 amino acids.